Messenger RNA from Miscanthus lutarioriparius, 1470 nucleotides. NCBI's taxonomy places the organism in Eukaryota, Viridiplantae, Streptophyta, Magnoliopsida, Poales, Poaceae. The record is from the annotation of a GenBank genome assembly.
AUGGCAGCAGCUGAUGCAGCCUUGCCCUGGGCGGCGCAGUGCGCGGGCAUGGCCCUGUUCGCCUCCUCCUUCUGCUUGGUGGCGCUGGCCCUGGUGCUCAUGCUCCUCCGCCGCUGGCCGUGGUGCAGCUGCCAUGUCUGCCGGGGGUACCUCACGGGGUCGUGGGCGCGGGACUUCACCAACCUCGGCGACUGGUACGCGCACCUCCUCCGGGAGUCGCCCACCGGCACCGUCCACGUCCACGUGCUGGGCUGCACCGUCACCGCCAACCCGGCCAACGUCGAGUACAUGCUCAAGACCAACUUCGACAACUUCCCCAAGGGCAAGACCUUCGCCGCGCUGCUCGGGGACCUCCUCGGCGGCGGCAUCUUCAACGUCGACGGCCACGCGUGGCGCCACCAGCGCAAGAUGGCCAGCCUGGAGCUCGGCAGCGUCGCCGUGCGCUCCUACGCUUUCGGGAUCAUCGCCCAGGAGGUGGAGGCCCGCCUCAUGCCGCUCCUCGCCGCCGCCGCCGACGCCAGCGCGGUGGUCGACCUGCAGGACGUGUUCCGCCGCUUCGCCUUCGACACCAUCUGCAAGAUCUCCUUCGGCCUCGACCUGGGCUGCCUCGAGCUGGACAUGCCCGUGUCCAAGCUCGCCGACGCGUUCGACACCGCCACGCGCCUCUGCGCCAUGCGCGGCGCCGCGGCGUCGCCGCUGCUCUGGCGGGCCAAGCGCCUGCUCAACGUCGGCUCCGAGAGGGAGCUCAGGGAGGCCAUCAAGCUCGUCGACGAGCUCGCCGCCGCCAUGAUCCGGGAGCGCCGCAAGCUGGGCGUCGCCAACAGCCACGACCUCCUGUCCCGCUUCAUGGCCUCGGCCGGGGCCGGCGACGAGCACCACGACGUCGACGACAAGUACCUCCGCGACAUCGUCGUCAGCUUCCUCCUCGCGGGGCGACACGCCGAGGCCGGCGGCGACGGUGGCGACUCGGAGGCGCCGCUCACCUUCGAGCAGCUCAAGCGCCUGGACUACACCCACGCGGUGCUGUACGAGAACAUGCGCCUGUUCCCGCCGGUGCAGUUCGACUCCAAGUUCUGCGCCGGGCCCGACGUGCUCCCCGACGGCACCUACGUGUCCGGCGGCACGCGCGUGAUGUACCACCCCUACGCCAUGGGCCGGAUGCCGCGCAUCUGGGGCACCAACCACGGCGCGUUCCGCCCGGACCGGUGGCUCACCGGCGAAGGCGGCUCGUUCGUCCCGGAGAGCCUGUACAAGUACCCGGUGUUCCAGGCGGGCCUCCGCGUAUGCCUCGGCAAGGAGCUCGCCGUCACCGAGAUGAAGGCGGUCGCGGUGGCCGUGGUGAGAGCGUUCGACGUCCAGGUCGUCGGGGACAGUGGCAGCGCUGCCUGCGCGCCAAAGUUCGUGUCGGGGCUCACCGCGUCCAUCAGCGGCGGCCUCCCAGUGAGGAUUAGUAGAAGAGUUCCAAGCUAG